Rhagoletis zephyria (snowberry fruit fly) is the source of this 1399-nucleotide messenger RNA. RefSeq names its product Enoyl-CoA hydratase, short chain 1 (gene Echs1). Gene Ontology annotation, molecular function: catalytic activity. Gene Ontology annotation, cellular component: mitochondrion. Gene Ontology annotation, biological process: fatty acid beta-oxidation. Lineage: Eukaryota; Metazoa; Arthropoda; Insecta; Diptera; Tephritidae. The record is from RefSeq and is a predicted model, not a curated record.
CACUCGUUAUGUUUAUUCCAAUGCUCCCACAGCGCUACAAAACUUAUUUACGGCUGUUCAAUUAUUUAUUCCGUUUCCAGGUUUCUUAGCCGGGUGUGAAAAUCAAUAAACUUACUACAUACUUACAUAUCUAGUGUAAAGAUGGCGAAUAUUGCAAAACUGCUAGCUGGACGCGCUCAACAUGUGCUUCAACUGGCAGCAAAACAGCCUCAAUUGGCACCGCGUUUUUUUGCAUCAGCCAGCAACUUGGAAUACAUUCAACGUGAAGUGACUGGAGAAAAGAAGAAUGUCGCUGUCAUCACAUUGAAUCGCCCCAAAGCUCUGAAUGCACUGUGCGACGGUCUCAUGAAGGAGCUUAAUCAAGCGCUCAUUGACUACGCCAGUGAUCAAAAUAUUGCUGCCAUUGUGAUCACCGGCAGCGAGAAGGCAUUUGCCGCUGGCGCUGAUAUCAAGGAAAUGCAGUCCAUUACCUACUCUCAAUGUAUUAUGCAUAAUUUUUUGAGUGACUGGACCGGUGUCGCCCGCUGCCAGAAGCCUAUUAUUGCCGCUGUAAAUGGUUAUGCUUUGGGUGGUGGCUGUGAAUUGGCCAUGAUGUGUGAUAUUAUUUAUGCUGGCGAAAAGGCGAAAUUCGGUCAGCCUGAAAUUGCUCUGGGUACUAUUCCUGGCGCUGGUGGCACUCAGCGUUUGACACGCGUUGUUGGUAAAUCCAAGGCUAUGGAAAUGUGCCUGACUGGCAAUAUGAUCUCAGCUGCUGAGGCUGAGAAACGGGGUUUGGUAAGCAAGGUGUUGCCCGCCGAUCAGUUGGUAAAUGAAGCGAUUAAACUAGGCGAGAAGAUUGGCACACACUCAGGACUGAUUGUGCAACUAUGCAAGGAGGCAGUGAAUACAGCGUAUGAAACUACACUGCAGGAGGGUUUGAAGUUCGAACGCAGAACUUUCCACGCCUCAUUCUCAACUGAGGACCGCAAAGAAGGCAUGACUGCUUUCGUCGAGAAGCGUCCAGCAAACUUUAAAAAUAACUAAAGUGUUAAGCCAAAAGUAAUUCAUGCGGACUGAAAUUCGUUUGCCUGGAACUGCAUGCCAGAAAUUGCAUUUAUAUUACGUUUAUACCAGAAAAAUUUGUUUAAUACAAAAUGAUUUUAUGUUAACUCGAUUCUUCCUUUUCUGUAGAGAAAUUUCGUUAGGGCCGUUAACUUAUCUAUUUAAAAGUGUAGUUAACGCAUUAGUUAAUUUUAACUACGUAAAAUUCCCUAGAAAAUAUAGUCAAGUUUAACUAAUGAUUUAUAUAUACUUUAAAAUAGAUAAGUUAACGAACCUUAAUCUAAAGUAAUAAUUAAAUAUAUUUUGUUAAUGAUAUAUACUUAUAAAAUUUUAAUACAUACUUACAUAUUUUUGAAAA